GGACGUUGCUGUGUCUUUACUAUUUUUGUCUGCGUGCGCGCUCCUAUCGGGGUUGCGAUAUUUCCGACAUCACCUGAAGGCAGCAACACUAUGCCACUCUGCACCUGAGCCGUUGUGGAGGAGAGGAGCGAGGCUGAGCGUAGCCUUCAGCUUUUACUCUACCGAGCCACCAUGUGUGAUGACUCCAAGCAGCUCUGAACCUCUGAGGGACUGAAGAAGAGCAACAAAGUGACGGAUUCAUACGAACAGAAGCCUCCCUCAUCCGAGAGAUGCACACGAAAUAUAUUUCCCCAGGAUUUAUGUGAAGGGGGAAGUUUGGAGCGACAGCCAGCGGUCGUCCAGCUGGUCUGGUGGUUCUGUGAAGAUCACGGUACGAUAAUGGGGAAGCACUUGGUUCCACUGCUUGUGCUGCUGCUGCAGCUCCUCUGUGGUUGCACAGGGAACCAAAGGAUGGUGAGGGCAGCCUCCAUGCUAUUCACCCACUCUGUUUACAACGCCACCAUAUACGAGAACUCUGCUGCUAAGACUUACUUAGAGAGUCACACCAAGAUGGGGAUCUACAUCACAGACCCAACGUGGGAGAUACGGUACAAAAUCAUCUCUGGAGACAAUGAGAACCUGUUCAAAGCAGAGGACUACCUGCUGGGAGAUUUCAGCUUUCUGCGGAUAAGGACCAAAGGAGGCAGCACUGCCAUUCUGAACCGGGAGGUUAAAGAUCACUACAUUCUGACUGUUAAAGCUUCAGAGAGGGGCACUAAUUUAGAGUGUCGCACCAGAGUUAAGGUGCAGGUACUGGACACCAAUGAUCUGAGGCCUCUCUUCUCACCAACAUCCUACAGCAUCUCUCUGCCAGAGAACACGGCCAUACGCUCCAGUGUGGCCAAGGUCACGGCAACUGAUGCAGACAUCGGUACGAAUGGAGAGUACUACUAUAGCUUCAGAGAGUGGACGGACAUGUUUGCGGUUCAUCCAACGAGCGGCGUGGUGACGCUGACCAGCAAACUCGACUACUCUGAGACGAAGCUGUACGAGUUGGAGAUCCUUGCCGUGGACAGAGGCAUGAAGCUGUACGGCAGCAGCGGUUUCAGCAGCAUGGCCAAGCUUACAGUGAGAGUGGAGCAGGCUAAUGAGCAUGCUCCUGUGAUCACUGCAGUGACCUUAGCCCCCUCUGAUGCUGACCACGACCCCACCUACGCCAUUGUGACGGUGGAGGACAACGACCAUGGACCAAAUGGAGAGAUAGCAUCGCUGAGCAUCGUGGCUGGUGACCCUCUUCAGCAGUUCAAGGCUGUAAGAACCAGCCCUGGGAGCAAGGAGUAUAAAAUCAAAGCGGUGAAAGAUGUAGACUGGGACAGCCAGCCUUUUGGAUACAACCUCACUUUACAGGCAAAGGACAAAGGCAGCCCGCCCCAGUUUUCAUCUACUAAACUGGUGCAUGUCGCUUCUGCACAGUUCAAAGUGGGCCCUCCCAUUUUUGAUGAGGCCAUUUACAGAGUCAAUCUGAGCGAAUUUGCACCUCUUCACACACCUGUCACUAUGGUAACAGCUAUGCCAAAGUAUCCACAUCUAAAAUAUGCUUUUAGACACAAAUCCGACAAGAGCAAAUUUGCCAUCAAUCCAGAUACUGGCCUAAUCAGCACUGCAGGUCCAAUCAAUGCUGAUGCUUCCUCACAGUUUGAGCUAGAUGUGGUCACCAGUGACAAAAAAGCAACAACAAAAGUCAUCGUUGAUGUGAUUGAUGUAAACAACAAUGCACCUGAGUUCCAGCAGACAUCUUACAAGGCCAGCGUUGAUGAGAAUGUGCCCAUAGGGACCAGUGUGAUCACAGUUAAGGCCACUGAUCUCGACAGAGGGGAAAAUGGCUAUGUGACUUACAGUAUCACCAAUCUCAGUCCCCAGCCAUUUGUCAUUGACUAUUUCUCUGGCGUCAUCAGUACCUCGGAGGUCCUAGAUUAUGAGCUUAUGCCCAGGAUUUACAAUAUUAAAGUCAGGGCUUCAGAUUGGGGAUCCCCUUUCAGAAGAGAGGUGGAGGCAUCAGUCACCAUAACACUGAAUAACCUGAAUGACAACAAGCCCUUGUUUGAAAAUGUAGACUGUGAAGUGACCGUGCCAAGAGAUCACGGCGUAGGAGAGCAGAUAACAACGACGUCCGCCAUAGAUGCGGACGAACUGCAGCUAGUACGGUACUAUAUUAAAGCUGGGAACGAUCUUGAUCUGUUUGAACUGAACCCAAACUCUGGCAUGCUUUCACUGAAGCAUACGCUGAGUGAGGGAGAGGCAGCUAAAGUGUCCUUUCAUAGUUUGCAAAUCAUUGCGACCGACGGCGAACACGAGACCCGGCCAAUGAUGAUGAACAUAACUGUCAUCACGGCACGCAAGCCUGUCCAGUUAAAGUGUGUUGAAACUGGUGUCGCUACCAUGUUGGCAGAGAAGCUACUUCAGGGCAGCAAAAUCCACACACAGACCGAGCCAGAUGACAACUUUAUGGACAUUCACUCAGUCAACCGUUACACUCCUCAGUUCGCAGAGUCUUUCCCAAGUGUAAUAGAAGUUAAAGAGGACCUGCCUGUUGGGGCCCGGAUUGUUCAUUUAAGUGCCACAGACUCAGACAGUGGCUUCAAUGGGAAACUAGUGUAUGUUAUCUCAGGAGGAGACGCAGAAAGCCGCUUUAUUGUAGAUAUGGAAACUGGUUGGCUUUUGAUUUACUCUCCUCUUGACCGGGAAACAACAGACCAUUACACACUCAACAUUACAGUUUACGAUCUGGGGAUACCACAGAAAUCCUCAUCGCGCCUCUUGGAUGUUAAAAUCUUAGAUGCUAACGAUAACAGCCCUCAGUUUUUGCAAGACUCUUAUUCAGUUGAAAUAAGCGAGAGUACACCUGUCGGGACAGAAAUUAUCCAGGUGGACUCAACAGACAAGGAUCAAGGUGAUAAUGGAAAUGUCAAGUAUUCCAUUUUGGGAGGAACAGAUCAUUUUGUCAUCAAUGAACUGACCGGUGUGGUGACUGUGACGAAACCGUUGGAUCGUGAACUCCAUCCGGUUCAUGUCUUGAAAAUCACGGCACGUGACCAGGCAGUGCACGAACCUCAGCUAGUGUCCACGGUGCCACUUAAAAUCACCUUGGAAGAUGUGAACGAUAAUCCACCUAAAUUUGUUCCUCCCAAUUACCGCAUCAAGGUGAGGGAAGACCUUCCUAUCGGUACUGUAAUUAUGUGGCUGGAGGCCCAUGACCCCGAUGUUGGACCCUCCAGUCAGGUACGAUACAGCCUUAUUGACAACGGAGAUGACAAGUUCGAGGUAGACAAGCUCAGUGGUGCUCUGCGGAUUGUUCAGAAUCUAGAUUACGAGACCAAACAGGUGUAUAAUCUGACUGCGAAAGCUAAAGACAAGGGGAAGCCCAUAUCUUUGUCAUCAACCUGCUUCAUUGAGGUGGACGUGGUGGAUGUGAAUGAAAAUCUCUACAGGCCAUUGUUCCGAUCGUUUGUGGAAAAGGGAUUUAUAAAAGAGGAUGCACUCAUCGGGACUUCUGUGAUGACUGUAGCAGCUGAGGAUGAAGACAGAGGACGGGAUGGAGAGAUCCGAUACUCCAUACGAGACGGGUCCGGCCUGGGGAUUUUCUCCAUUGAUGAGGAAACUGGUAUCAUUCGAACCCAAGAGCUGCUGGAUCACGAAACCACGCCUCACUACUGGCUGACGGUCUAUGCGAUGGAUCGUGGCGUGGUGCCCCUUUCUGCUUUCGUUGAGGUCUACAUUGAAGUGCUGGAUGUGAACGACAACGCACCACAGACCUCCGAACCUGUCUACUACCCGUCUGUCAUGGAAAACUCCCCUAAAGAUGUGUCCAUCAUCCAGAUCAACGCAGUUGAUCCGGAUGCCAAGUCCAGUGAUAAACUCACCUACAGGAUCACCAGUGGCAAUCCCCAGGGCUUCUUCGCCAUUAACGCCAAGACAGGUCUGGUUACAACCACUUCCAGGAGACUGGACAGAGAGCAGCAAGACGAGCACAUUCUCGAGAUCACCAUCACGGACCACGGCGUUCCGGCUAAAUCCACCACCGUGCGUGUCAUCGUUAAGGUCCUGGAUGAGAACGACAACAGGCCACUGUUCCUGGAGAAAAUCUACAAGAUCCAACUCCCGGAGCGGGAGAGGCCUGAGAGAGAGCGAGCCGCGAAGAGAGACCCGGUGUAUCGGGUGAUCGCAUCGGACCGCGACCAGGGACCAAACGCCGAGAUCUCUUACAGCAUCGAGGAAGGAGACGAACAUGGAAAGUUCUUCAUCGAGCCCAAGACCGGCCUGGUGUCUUCCAAGAAGUUCUCCUCUGCCGGAGAAUACGACAUCCUCACAAUUAAAGCCGUCGACAAUGGACGUCCUCAGAAAUCCUCCUCUUGUCGUCUGCACAUCGAGUGGAUUCCCAAGCCAGAGGUGCCAGCCGAUGCAGCUCCCCUGCUUUUUGAAGAGUUCCCCUUCACCUUUUCUGUAAUGGAAAGCGACCCCGUGGCUCACAUGGUGGGCGUUGUCGCCACCGAAUCAUCUGAUGUUCCCGUGUGGUUUGAAAUCACAGACGGCAUAGAGGAUACUGAGAUGUUUUACAUCCUUCAGAUGGCUUGUGACCACAACUGUACAGCAGAAGGUGGUAAUUAUGACAGCCGCUUUGACGUGGGCAAGGCCAGUGGAACCUUGAUUGUAGCGCGGCCCCUGGACACCGAGCAGAAAUCAAAUUACAACCUGACGGUGGAAGCCACAGAUGGGACACGAACUGUCAGCACCCAGGUACUCAUCCGAGUCAUCGACACCAACAACCACCGGCCUCAGUUCUCUCAGGACGUUUAUACCGUGAACGUCCCCGAAGACAAACCAGCAGGAUCUGAGGUUCUGCAGAUCAGCGCCGUGGACAGAGACGAGAAAAACAAACUGACUUUUACGCUCCUGAGCAGCACCGAUCCAUUCAGCCUGAGGAAGUUCCGACUGGACCCAGGAACUGGCAUUCUGUACACCACCGAGCGACUGGACCACGAGGCGAUGCGUCUUCACGUCCUCACUGUCAUGGUUCGAGACCAGGACAUUCCAGUUAAGAGAAACCUUGUGCGUGUAAUCGUCAACGUGGAUGACACCAACGACAAUGCACCCUGGUUUAUAGGCACACCUUACUCCGGCCGUGUGUUUGAAUCUGCUGCCAUCGGCACGGCUGUGCUCCAGGUCACGGCUCUUGACAAAGACAAGGGCUAUAAUGCAGAGCUGGUCUACAGCAUUGAAUCAGGAAAUGUUGCAAACUCAUUUGCAAUCGACCCCAUUCUUGGGACAGUUACCGUGGCCAAAGAACUUGAUCGCAGCAGCAAGACAGCAUUUGAACUCACCGUUAAGGCAACUGAUGGUGGAAUACCUCCACUGUCAACCACAGCCACUGUAAACAUCAUGGUGACAGUUUCUGAUAAUGCAGCCCCCAAAUUCAUGGAAAAGGAGUUAUCUGCAGAAGUCAGUGAAUCGGCCCAUCCAGGAAGUUUUGUGAGCUUGGUCACAGCUGUCAGUCAGUCAUCUGUUUUCUACCAAAUCAAAAGUGGCAACAUCAACAACGUAUUUGAUAUAAACCCAAACUCAGGGGUGGUUGUGACACAGCAAGCUUUAGAUUAUGAGACCACACCUCAGUACAAGCUCAUCAUACAGGGCACCAACAUGGCUGGACUUGGCAGCAACACGACGCUUAUGAUUCACCUAAAGGAUGAAAAUGACAAUGCUCCAGUCUUUUCACAGAGGGAAUUCAAAGGCGUAAUCAGUGAGUCGGCUCCCAUUAACAGUGUUGUUCUGACCUCUGCAAACACUCCUUUUGUCAUUCAUGCCUCUGAUGCUGAUUGUGACCAGAAUGCUAUGCUUGUUUAUCAAAUCGUUGAACCUUUUGCACAUAACUAUUUUGCCAUUGACUCGAGUACAGGAGUUAUCAGAACCACAACAGCUUUGGAUUAUGAACAGAGGAGUGUUUUCCAAUUCACAGUUCAGGUCCAUGAUCUAGGAAUGCCACGACUGUUUGCAGAGACAGCAGCCAAUGUGACCAUUGAAGUAAUUGAUGUUAAUGACUGCUUGCCUGUUUUUAGCCAAGAACUGUACGAGACAACCGUCAUAGUGCCAACAUACAAAGGGGUAGAAGUCAUUCAAGUCAAUGCUACAGACUCAGACUCUGGGCCUAACUCCAAACUUCUCUUCUCCAUCUCUGAGGGAAAUAUUGGUGAUAAGUUUAAAAUGCAUCCAAUCACAGGCAUGAUCUCUAUUCAGAAUGUCACACAGCUCCGGAGCAGAUAUGAAUUAAAGGUUAGGGUUUCUGAUGGAAGAUUUGCUGCCGUUGCAACCGUGAAGAUCAGUGUGAAGGAAAACAAGGGGAGCAAGCUGAGGUUCACCCAGGAAUCCUACAAAGCCUACAUACCAGAAAAUUCCUCUGAGAAGAAAAACCUAGCCAUCAUUGCUGCUGUUGGGAACCAGGUGAACGAGCCUUUGUUUUAUAAAAUAUUGAACCCUGACAGCAGGUUUGAAAUCAGCCGCACAUCCGGAGUUGUGUCAACCACUGGGAUUCCAUUUGAUCGUGAAGCACAGGACACAUAUGAUAUUGUUGUUGAGGUCACCAGGGAAGACAACUCUGAAGAUGGGGCUCACGUUUUAGUAACUGUGACUGUAGAGGAUGUUAACGACAACAAACCUAUGUUUGUGAACCUUCCCUAUCAUGCUCUGGUCCAGAUGGAUGCAGAGGAAGGCCAGGUCAUUCGACAGGUCAAGGCACUGGACAAAGACAUGGGCCCAAAUGCAGAUAUCCAUUACUACUUGAAGGAACAUCAAGAACACUUUGAAAUUAGUUCAUCUGGUGAAAUCUCACUCAAAAAGAAGUUUGAGAAAGACUCACUCAACACAGACUUUGUCAUAGUUGUCAUGGCAAAGGAUAGUGGAGAACCAGCUCUUUCAGCAGAAGUAGAAGUGCCUGUAACUGUGGUGAACAAAGCAACACCUGUGUUUGAGAAGCCUUUUUACAGCAUAGAAAUCCCUGAAAACAUUCAGUUACACUCCCCUGUGCUUCAUGUGCAGGCCAAUGACUCUGAAGGUCCUCGUAUUGUGUACACCAUUUCUGAGGGAGAUCCUUUCAAACAGUUCUCAAUUGAUUUCAACACAGGUGUUAUUCAUGUGGUUCAGCCUUUGGAUUUUGAGACGCAUCCUGCCUAUAAACUAAACAUAAGAGCCACAGAUUCUCUGACUGGAGCACACUCUGAGGUGUUUGUUGAUAUCAUACUGGAAGAUGUAAACGAUAAUGCCCCUGUGUUCCUGUCAAAGACCUACUAUGCUAAUAUUUCAGAGGCCUCUGUCAUUGGUACAUCUGUUCUGCAGGUUGAUGCCAAAGAUUCUGAUACUGGCAAUAACCAAGAAGUUUUCUUUACGCUGGUGGAGGAAAAGGGGAAGAGUUCAAAUUAUUUUAGCAUCGACCGUGACACAGGAAUCAUCUCUACAGCUCAAGUUCUUGACCAUGAAGAAAUCCAGCAGCACAAGUUAAAAGUCCGAGUAGUGGACGGAGGAGUUCCAGCUCUCUCCAGUGACGUGACUGUGACAAUAGAUGUUACAGACCUGAAUGACAACGCUCCAGUAUUUACAGAGCACACUUACAAAACUACUAUCAGUGAACUGGCUCCACGUGAACACUUCAUCAGCCAAGUCCAGGCAUCUGACGCUGACAGCUCAGACUCCAAUAAGUUGGAAUUCUCAAUUAUAUCUGGAAAUGAAGACCAGAACUUUGCCAUCAACAAACACACCGGUGCCAUCAUCAUUUCCAACCACCGUCGACCACAUAUGCAGCCUGUUUACAAUCUUAACAUAUCAGUGUCAGAUGGUGUAUUCAGAGGCUCAGCUCUUGUCGUGGUAGCUGUUAUUGGUGCCAACUUCCACAACCCCACCUUCUCUCAAGUGGACUAUUUGGUGGAGCUUGUUGAAAACUCACCUGCUGGUACCUUGGUAGCAGAAGCAAAGGCGACAGAUGAUGAUGAAGGCAUUUAUGGACAAAUAACAUACCAGAUUGUCAAUGAUUUUGCAAAAGACAAGUUCUCUAUCAAUGACAAUGGAGAGAUUUUCACUCUGGAGAGUCUUGACCGUGAAAAACCAGAUGAAAAAGUUAUUCCUAUUUCUCUUAUGGCUAAAGACGGUGGUGGAAAAGUAGGCUUUUGUACUGUCAAUGUCAUUGUCACAGAUGCCAAUGACAAUGCUCCACAAUUCAGGGCAGCUGAGUACAAAGCCACUAUUGCGUCAGAUGUCCCAAGGGGAACAUCUGUGGUUAAAAUUGCUGCUUCGGACAUGGAUGAGGGAAGCAACGCUGACAUUGAAUAUUCGCUUGAAGCAGAUGUUGAAAAUGUGGAGGAGAACUUUGAAAUCCACCCAACCACUGGAGUCAUUGUAACCAAAGAAAGCCUCAUUGGACUUGAGAAUGAGCUCUUUGCAUUCUUUGUGAGGGCAAAGGACACUGGGAAUCCAUCCAGACAUUCUGUUGUACAGGUUCACAUCAGGAUUGUCGCAACAGAGGUGCCAAUUCCCAAGUUUGCCGAACCGCACUACCGUUAUACGAUUGCCGAAGACCUUCCCAUUGGCACUGAGAUAGAUGUGAUCCAGGCUGAGAGUGAGCAGCCAGUCCUUUACAAUCUCGUGAAAGGCAACACUCCCGAGAGCAAUGAAGAUGAAGUGUUUGUCAUAGAUAGAGAUAGUGGAGCCUUGAAGCUUCAGAAGAGCCUUGACCACGAGACGACCAAAUGGUACCAGCUCACUCUGCUCGCCCAAACCAAACAUGAGAAUUAUGAGAUCGCUGCAUCUGUCAAUGUAAAUAUUCAGGUGAAGGAUGUUAAUGAUAACAGGCCAGUGUUUGAUUCAGACCCCUAUGAGGCUGUUAUUGUGGAAAACCUUCCAAGCGGAACUGAAGUUAUUCAAGUCAAAGCCAUCGACCACGAUUCUGGCACCAACGGCCACAUUGUUUACAGCCUUGACCCCAAGCAGAGCUCACAGGAGAUCCCUGAGCUGUUUGCUGUUAAUAGUGAAACUGGAUGGGUGACCACCUUAAAGGAGUUGGACCGGGAAAAAAUGAACCAAUACACCAUUGCUGUCCUGGCCACAGACCAGGGUGACAAAGUCCAGCACAUUACUGGCACCAGAGUGGAGGUAGCGGUGGCUGACGUGAACGACAACCCGCCUCACUUCACCGCAGAGAUCUACAAAGGCACCGUCAGUGAAGAUGACCCUCCUCCCAGCGGGGUGAUCGCUAUCCUCAGCACCACUGAUGAUGAUUCUGAAGACAUCAACAAACAAGUGAACUACUUCAUCACAGGAGGUGACCCUCUUGGCCAAUUUGCCAUCGAGCACAUUCAGAACGAAUGGAAGGUCUCUGUCAGGAAGCCUUUGGACCGUGAAGAGAAGGACAAUUAUCUCCUCAACAUUACUGCCAGCGAUGGCAUCUUCACUGCCAAAGCCGUCGUGGAGGUCAAGGUGCUGGAUGCCAAUGACAACAGCCCAGUAUGCGAAAAGUCCUUGUACAGUGAAAGUGUCCCAGAGGACUCCCCUGCUGGCAGGCUCAUCUUGCAGGUCUCUGCCACAGACGCUGACAUCCGCUCAAAUGCCCAGAUCUCUUAUGAGCUCCAGGGAGUUGGAUCAGAAUUGUUCAUCAUUGACUCUGACACAGGGGAGUUGAAGACCUUGCAGCCCCUGGACCGAGAGGACCAAGAUGAGCACAGGUUCAAAGUGCGGGCGGUGGACGGAGGAGGGCGCUACUGCGAAGCCGACAUCCACAUCGCCGUGGAAGAUGUCAACGACAACUUGCCGCAGUUCUCGUCCGAUCCCUACACCAUCACAGUGUUCGAGAACACAGAGACCGGCACAUUUGUGGCAAAAUUGCAGGCAAAUGAUGUUGAUACAGGUCUCAAUAGCGACAUCAUCUACUCACUGGUCGAUUCUGCUGACGGAUUUUUCUCCAUCGACGAGCACACCGGUGUGAUGAGCCUGGAGCGUCCUCUGGACCGCGAGGUGCAGUCGAUGUACGAGCUGAAGGCCCGAGCCAGCGACCAGGGCUCGCCACGUCUGUCCUCGGUGUGCCAGGUGGUGGUUUCAGUCCUGGACAUCAACGACAAUCCGCCGGUGUUCGAGCACCGCGAAUACACAGCUACCGUGUCCGAGGAUGUGGCGGUGGGUACGCAAGUGCUCAGAGUGCAGGCGGCCAGCAGGGACACGGACGCCAAUGGAGAGAUCUCAUACAGCAUUAUCAGCGGGAACGAGCAUGGCAUGUUCAGCGUCGAUCCACGUACUGGUGACAUCUUCGUGAUCGAGCCGCUGGACUAUGAGGUCUCCCAUGAAUACUACAUCACCAUAGAGGCUACAGAUGGCGGAUCCCCACCGCUCAGUGACAUGGCUACCGUGAACAUCAACCUGACGGAUGUGAAUGACAACAGACCCGUCUUCAGCCAGGACAUCUACACGACCGUCAUCAGUGAGGACACUGAACUUGGAAAGACGGUGAUGGCGGUGAUGGCCGAGGACAUUGACGGACCUUCUUACAAUCACGUGCGCUACUCCAUCGUGGACGGUAACCAAGGCAGCCCCUUCACCAUUGAUCCGGUCAGAGGAGAGCUUAAAGUCGCUCGCCAGCUGGACAGAGAGCGAACAUCUGGGUACACUCUCACGGUGGUAGCCUCAGACAACGGGGUGCCCUCUCUCUCCAGCAGCACCGUGAUCAACGUCGACAUCUCAGACGUCAACGAUAACCCGCCUCUUUUCUCCCAGGCCAACUACAGCCUCAUCAUCCAGGAGAACCGACCGAAGGGCACAAGUGUUCUUCAGUUCACCGUGACGGAUCGAGAUGCUUCUCACAACGGCCCGCCUUUCACCUUUGCCAUCAUGAAUGGGAAUGAGGGUGGCGCUUUCCACAUCAACCAGCAGGGAGCUCUGCUGGCCGUGGGGGUGCUGAACAGGAAGAGCAAAGAAAACUACCUGCUCGAAGCACAGGUGUCAGACAGCGGCAAACCUCAGCUCUUUUCCACCGCCUUCAUCAGCGUGCGUAUCAUAGAAGAGAGCGUUUACCCUCCAGCCAUCCUUCCGUUGGACAUUUUUGUCUCCACUGCCGGCGAUGAAUACCCUGGAGGUGUCCUCGGUAAGGUCCACGCCACCGACCAGGACAUCUACGACACUCUCACCUACAGCCUCGCCCCUCCAUCCUCCUCAUCCUCUGACGAGAGCGGUGCCUUGUUUUCCAUUUCGGCCUCCGACGGUAAAGUGAUCGCCCUGCGGCCGCUCGACGUGGGCCACUACCCGCUCAACGUGACAGUGACCGACGGACGCUUCACCACGCCCGCUGACGUCACCGUGCACGUUCGACAAGUAGCUCGUCAGGCCUUGGACAACUCCAUCGCUGUGCGAUUUGCAAACAUCGCCCCGGAGGAGUUUAUUGGGGAUUACUGGCGGAACUUCCAGCGAGCGUUGAGGAACAUCGCCGGGGUUCGGAGGAGUGAGGUCCAGUUGGUGAGCCUGCAGCCUUCAGAGCAAGGAGAUCUGGAUGUCCUGCUGACGCUGGAGAGAUCUGGCAGCCCCUACCAAUCUCAAGAGGUCGUCUUCCGUAAGCUGAACUCCUCUGCGGCUGUGAUUGAGGAGAUGACGGGGGUCCGGAUCGUUCGGGUGGUGCAGAAGUUGUGUGCCGGUCUGGACUGCCCGUUACACUUCUGUGACGAGGUCAUCUCCCUGGAUAAAACCGCCGUGUCCACUUACAGCACGGCCCGACUCAGCUUCGUCACCCCACGACACCUGAGAACCGCAACCUGCCAGUGUGAAGGCAGUAGAUGUCCUGUGGUGAACAACCUGUGUGAGAACAACCACUGUCCCGAGGGUACGGAGUGUGUGGCCGAUCCCAGAGAUAUUGUGUACAGUUGUGUGUGUCCCGAGGGAAAAAAGGGCAAAUGCUCCGACGGCCACUCGCUGACAUUCGGUGGAAACGGUUAUGUGAAAUACCAUCUGAUGGAGAACGAGAACAAGGAGUUGAUGAAACUAUCUCUGAGGCUCCGGACCUUCUCCAGCCACGCCACUGUCAUGUAUGCCAAAGGGACAGACUACAGCAUCCUUGAGAUCGUGAACGGUCGCCUGCAGUACAAGUUUGACUGUGGCAGCGGUCCAGGCCUCGUGUCCGUCCACAGCGCUCAGGUUAACGACGGAGAGUGGCACUCCGUUUCCCUGGAGGUGGACGGUAACUAUGCCAAACUGGUGCUGGACCGGGUGCACGCCGCCUCAGGCACAGCACCGGGCACUCUGCGUACCCUCAACCUUGACAACAGUAUUUACUUCGGCGGUCACGUACGCCAGCACGGCUCGGCACGGCACGGUCGCAGCCUCCCCGUCACCAACGGGCUCCGCGGCUGCAUGGAGGCCAUCACCCUGAACGGCCAGGAGCUGCCUCUCAACACCAGAGCUCACCGAGUCCACGCUGUGCUGGAGGACAUCGUGGACGUGGCUCCGGGCUGCGUGCUCGCAUCUGUUGAGAGUUGUUCCAGCAACCCCUGCACCAACGGAGGGAGCUGCACAUCGCUGCCUAAUGGAGGUUACUUCUGUAAGUGUCCAGCCUCUUUCAUGGGCACACAUUGUGAGAUUACAAUAAGUCCUUGUGCCUCCAACCCCUGUCUGUAUGGAGGAACCUGUGUACCUCGAGCAGAUGACUUCUACUGCCAGUGCAGAGGGCAGUACUCAGGACAAAGGUGCCAGCUGGGGCCGUACUGCAGAGACAACCCCUGUAAGAACAGUGGAAAGUGUAUUGACAGUCUGGAUGGUCCAGUGUGUGAGUGUGAAGCCGGCUUCCAGGGAGACAGGUGUCUGAGUGAUGUCGACGAGUGCAUCAAGAACCCGUGCUCCAACGGAGGCCAGUGCCAGAACACUUACGGCUCCUAUAAGUGCAACUGCUCGCUGGGUUUCAGUGGACAGAUGUGUGAACUCCGUGCUGCGGUCACUAAUGAGUUUGUCUCCACCUCCUGGAACAUCGGCUUGGAGGAGGUGAUUGGCAUCGUGGCGUUUGUGUCCAUCAUCUUCAUACUGGUUCUCUUCUUCAUCAUCAUCCGCAAGAAGGCCUGUCGCAGCAAGUCAAAGGACGACGAGGACAAACAUACCGGAGGUUCCAACGUGCCUCACUCCUUCCUCCAGAGGCCUUUCUUUGACGCCAAACUUAACAAAAACAUCUACUCAGACAUCCCUCCUCAGGUUCCCGUGCGACCCAUCUCCUACACUCCCAGCAUUCCCAGCGACUCGCGGAACAACUUGGACAGGAACUCGUUCGAGGGCUCGGCCAUCCCAGAGCAUCCUGAGUUCAGCACCUUCAACCCGGAUUCCGUGCACGGACACCGCAAGACCGUGGCCGUGUGCAGCGUAGCACCCAACCUGCCUCCUCCACCUCCAUCCAACUCCGUCUCAGACAGUGACUCCAUCCAGAAGCCAAACUGGGACUAUGACUAUGACACUAAAGUGGUGGAUUUGGACCCGUGCCUGACCAAGAAGCCUGUGGAGGACAGCGCCUGCCACCCCUACAACACCAGAGGCAGCAUGUCUGAGGUCCAUUCCCUCAGCUCCUUCCAGUCAGAGUCCUGCGACGAUAACGAGUCUUUUUUGGCUCAUGAUCUCAAGAACCCAAGAGGAUAUCACUGGGACACAUCUGAUUGGAUGCCAAGUGUUCAACUUCCUGGAAUCCAGGAGUUUCCACAGUAUGAGGUUGUGGAGUCACCCGCCCCUCUGUACAGUGACCCGAGUGCCAUCGACACCGACUAUUAUCCAGGCGGCUUUGACAUUGAGAGCGAUUUCCCUCCGCCGCCAGAGGACUUCCCAACAAACGACGACCUCCCGCCGCCGCCUUUGCCAGAAUACAGCGACCGCUGCGACACACUGCGGCCCCUCGGCAGAGACUUGGACCCGUCAGUGGGCGGUCCGGGCAGCAGCGUCCGCCAGCGCCCAGCCCUGCCCCAGCUCUACAGCCUUAACCAGUAUCUGCCGCAGCACUCCUACCCAAGUGACGGAGGCGACACCGAGGGCCAGGGUACCUCCUCCACCUCCGCCACCGUUACCCCAGCCUCCACCAUGGGCACCGGCGGGUACAGAGGGGGCUACCCUUUGGGCUGUAGUCGGGACUUUGACUCCUCAGCUCUGGACAACAUGUCCAUGUCUCUGUACACAUCCACAGCCUCUUGCUCGGACAUGUCGGCGUGCUGCGAGGAGUCCGAGGUGAUGAUCAGCGACUACGAGAGCGGAGACGAGGGCCACUUCGAGCAGCUGGCCAUCCCGGCGCUGGACUCCCAACAGCACACUGAAGUCUGACACUGGAUCCAAACAAAAGUGCCUGAACCCACAGCUACACCUUACGCUAGCCCUCGACACACCACUCACACCAAACACGCACAGUAUGUGGACACAUAAAGCAACACCACACACAUACAUGCACACUGACACAAACAAAGAAUCUGAUUAAAAACAGGAGUUGUUGAGACUGGUUGUGAGGGCCAUUCGGCUGAGAAGAUCUGAAGAAGCUACAGCAGCAGCUGGAGCCUCUUUGCAUCUGCUCAGUCCAACUCCUGCCCCUUUGAGUUGGCGGUGCCAUUGCUUUAAGUAGCUGUCAUCAUACACAGGAUGUGGAUUGUCUAAAGGAUCAACAUUUCAAUGUACAACAGGAAAAGCAUCAUGAAAAAAAAAUUUCAUGAAAAUAUCUUUGUUUCUAUAAACAAACCAAGCAAAAUGAUUUUAUACAAGUCCUCAAUGUAAAUUUAAAUGUACAGUUUUGAUUUCAAAGUUUACUAGGUUUUGUAGAUAUUCUAUGCUUUUAUUUUCAACAAAAAAAGAGUUAAAUGGUGUGACAUUAUCAGCCUUACUGUGCUUACAUUCACUGAUAAAAUAAAAAAAAGAGAAGAGCGUGGCUUUUCUGAACACAGUGUACUCGUAAAAGUUUAUUGUCUCUUGCUCAUUUCAAAAAGGGUCUUCAAUGAACGACUGCAUAUUCUUGUGUUGUUUUUUUUUAUUUGUUUGUUUGUACAUUUUGACUUUGGAACCUCUUUAUUUUUCCACCAAGAAAAUGGGACCCAAUAUAUUUAUAGUGCAGAGUUAUCCAUGGACACGUGACUUUUUCAGGUGUCUAUGUGCGUCUGAGCAGUGCUAUGGUCUUGUUAAGGUUUUUAUUGAAUACUGCCACAAGCUCACGCUUUCCUACUGGCAAUAAAUUAUUCCUAAAAAAUA
Amphiprion ocellaris (clown anemonefish) is the source of this 15243-nucleotide messenger RNA. It is a transcript of the gene fat1a, whose product is annotated as FAT atypical cadherin 1a. Gene Ontology annotation, molecular function: calcium ion binding. Gene Ontology annotation, cellular component: plasma membrane. NCBI's taxonomy places the organism in Eukaryota, Metazoa, Chordata, Actinopteri, Pomacentridae. Gene Ontology annotation, biological process: homophilic cell-cell adhesion. Bases 379 to 14334 code for a protein of 4651 amino acids. The transcript is spliced from 30 exons. The record is from RefSeq and is a predicted model, not a curated record.